This is a messenger RNA of Aspergillus japonicus CBS 114.51, 1760 nucleotides long. Its product is annotated as putative DNA repair protein rad9. Gene Ontology annotation, cellular component: checkpoint clamp complex. Bases 121 to 1458 code for a protein of 445 amino acids. Gene Ontology annotation, biological process: mitotic intra-S DNA damage checkpoint signaling; DNA repair; DNA replication checkpoint signaling. The transcript has 7 exons. NCBI's taxonomy places the organism in Eukaryota, Fungi, Ascomycota, Eurotiomycetes, Eurotiales, Aspergillaceae. The record is from RefSeq and is a predicted model, not a curated record.
GACCAAACAAAGACAAUUUGUGAUAAACGGCGUGAUAAGGAACCAGAGGGUGUAGAGAAGGACACAAGAGCACCGCUCGUGAUCCCAGUUCUCGUCACUCAUUCUCGAUAAGAAGCAUACAUGGCGUCCCUGUCGUUCUCCCUCUCCCCGGAGGCGAUCUAUCAACUACACGAUGCAUUGAUGUGCCUAGGUAAAUUUGGCGAUAAUGUCUCAUUUGAAGCCGAAUUCGAUCUGCUUCGCUUGAGCGUCUUGAACUCCACCAAGACAGCCUACGCCGCCUUCGCCUUCGAUGCAGACAAGUUCUUCGAAUCCUACUCAUUUGGGGUAGAUAGACGCAAUAUGUCUGCAGGUGUUCAAUCACAUAAGUUCUGUUGCCAGGUGUUGAUCAAAGCUCUCGUGUCCGUCUUCAAAGGAAGAGCAAGCGGCCGUAACAAGGACACCUCGGUCGAACGAUGCGAGUUCGAGCUGCAAGACAAUCCCGAUGAGACGGAGUGCCGUCUCGUCAUCAGACUAAUAUGCGGACUCGGUGUCAUCAAGCUCUACAAGCUCACGUACGAGCCCGUCUAUAUCCAGCAUGCAACAUUUGACCGGUCCAGAGCGACGAAUGAAUGGAGCAUCGAGCCCAAAUUUCUGAAAGAAGUCACCGACCACUUUGGACCGUCGGCAGAGCAACUGGACAUUUACUCCGAGCACGGCAAGACCGUUUUCACCAGCUUCACUACCAAAAUCGCCGAUGGAAAAGAAAUCCUGCGACAACCGGUGCAUACCUCCGUGGCCAUUGACAAACGGGACUUUGAGCAUUACCUGGCCGAGGACAAUCGACACAUUGCAAUCAACCUGAAGGACUUCAAGGCUGUGCUUGCGCAUGCCGAUAUUGUCCACGCCAGACUCACUGCCCGGUUUACCACCCCCUGCCGCCCGCUGCAAUUCGCAUACGAGCUUGAGGGUGUCAAAUCCGAGUUUACCUUGAUGACGAGAGGUGAAGCCGUCGAAGACGAUGGGCCAAGCUCGUCUCGAGCCGCCGCACCACAGUUGUCUGCAAGGCAGACCCCUGCUCCGGUGCACGUGAGUCAGCAGAGGCCCCCUGCUACCGACGCAAGUCGAAUGCCGCCGCCGUCCUCGCGGAGUCGGUCUCUCCGCCCUCUUACCGGAACGUCCGCUCGAGCUUCACAGACCCCCGCAGAAUCCCAGAGACCUCAACCGCCAGUCGAAUUCGAUAGUCUCUUUGUACCUGCGGAUGAUGACAGACAAUGGGACGUGCCGAAUGACGAGGAGGCUCCAGCCGAAGACGAGCUUGGCUGGGAUGCCACGGGUGACAAAGACACUUUCACCGCUAGCUUGAGGACGCGGGUACCCAACGAGGAGUCGGAGGCCGCCGAAAUGGACCAAGAGGAGGAGACGGGCAUUCCGCCCACCCAGCGCAUUUCACAGCUCCAUGGCCUUGGCCUGUUCGAUUAAGCAAUCACGCAUCGCCGCCCGGGCAUGCACCGAUCGAGACAGACACGCCAACUGUCAGCCACUCGAUGGUUUCCACAGCCGCGUCGGAGUCAACACUAGGCAGUGAUGAUCCAGCUUGUCGCGCAACCGGCGCCAACGCCCACAAUGUCGGACUCGCCAUCUGGCAGGGGAAUCCGGUUCCACUUCCCCUUGACAUUGCCCUGCGCAUCGGUAUCGGGACCACAGUUCCCAUGCUCGCCCCAACCACAGGCCACGACCGUGCGCUCAUCCAGCCGAGCAAGAAGAUGCUCGCUCCCCGCCGC